GAAAGUAGUGAGAUAAGGGAUGCCAGUGAAGGAGACUUGCGUGUUGCACUGAUAAGGGAGCACUUGGUGGGCGACCUUGCCAAGAACUGAAGUUGAAGGGUGAAUUGAAGUUGGGCUGGGCUGGGGGGCUCAGGAUGGGAGAUGUGGGUGGAGUGACGUGGGAGGUGAGAUCUAAAGGGUGGCCAAGGCAGUCUGGGCACAGGUGGGAGAAGGGUGCCCCAGGCAGAAGGAGCAGCCUGGACUGCUUCUUGAAUUGCUGAGGUAGGAAAGCUCCCGGUGUGAGAGGAACCCUGUGAAGUCUCGUGUGGCUGGAGCGGACAUGGUCUCUUCCUGGGAGGAGGACCGCAAGUUCAUCCUGCGGGGCUGGUCUCUGGUCUUCAGCAUCCUCGCAACCCUGAUGAUGCUCAGCGUGGUGGAUGGACGUCUGGCGUACUUGCAGGGCUCUUACACUGGCUACCUGGGCUUCUGGACAGACUGCAGGAAGCACAAGUGUGUCAGCCUGGGCCAAGUCACCGUUCUCAUCCAUAUGAGCAUGGGCUUCAUGAUGCUGGCCCUGACCCUGUGUCUCAUCCUCCUCCCCUUCAUGUGCCUCUCCUUCCGGCCAGUGUUCCGACGCCUUACUAAGAUCGACCUUGUCUUCAGUUUUCUCAGCUUCAGCACUGGGUUCCUGAUCGUUCUCAGUCUGACGCUCUUUGUAGUCAACUGUGAGACGCUACACCCGAGGCCACAAGUAUCCUACCUGGUGACCACCUACCUGUGCUGGGGCGCCGGCGCCUUGAUGCUGUUGGCCGGAGUGCUGAACUACUUAAACCACUUGGGCAUGUGGGGCAGAAGUUCGCCCUUCAUGGAGCGGUGUCUGAGCUGCCGUCGGUGGGUCUCGCAGCAGAACGCUCAGAGACGCGCGUCCGAACUGCAGUCCGACGCGGACCGCAAGCUCAGCCGGGACCUGUCCAGUGCAUUCACCCCCGAGGGGCGCCCCCUCGAGCCUCUCUAAACAGUUGCACCCGAGCUUCGCAGGAAACUGACCGGUAACCGCAGCCGCAUACCGGGCCCGCCCCCUCCGUCGUGGCAACGCGCCGGAGAAUAGACCUCCCUUCGAGGGCCCGCUCCCAAAGAACAGGCCGUGCCUUCUGAGGACAGGCGACAAACCCCCACCCCUCGAGCUUGGGGUUUCCCUUUUCGGCUCUGUUCCCGCGCACCGAGUCCUCAACCUGCCUUCCCUCCUGCAGCGCGACACCGCCCCCUCCAGUUCUGUGCGCGGCGUGCCGCGCUCCCGGCUGGUGUGGCCCCGCCCCUGAGCCUAGCUAGGGCCCGCCCCUGGGUGGUUGGGCCUCUUAGGCCACGCCCCGAAGUUGCACUCCAUGGUCUCGACACCUACCCCUCAGAGGGGGAGCCCCGCCCCUGGAUACCCAGUCGGGACCCCGGCCGGUCACAACACUCACCGCCUCUGGAUGUAGCUCCGCCCUUCUGCGGAACAGGCCCCUCCCAGAAAGGCGUGGCCUGCAACCACAUUCCCCUCCCCCC
Messenger RNA from Neofelis nebulosa (Clouded leopard), 1524 nucleotides. RefSeq lists its product as uncharacterized. The record is from RefSeq and is a predicted model, not a curated record. NCBI's taxonomy places the organism in Eukaryota, Metazoa, Chordata, Mammalia, Carnivora, Felidae. Gene Ontology annotation, cellular component: plasma membrane. The transcript is spliced from 5 exons. The coding region runs from base 320 to 994 and encodes 224 amino acids.